Molecule: messenger RNA, 4222 nt
Organism: Micropterus dolomieu (smallmouth bass)
Lineage: Eukaryota; Metazoa; Chordata; Actinopteri; Centrarchiformes; Centrarchidae
Product: fas-binding factor 1 homolog
Exons: 31
Coding region: 513-4121 (1202 amino acids)
Biological process (GO): establishment of epithelial cell polarity; cilium assembly
Cellular component (GO): ciliary transition fiber; ciliary basal body; centriole
Source: RefSeq, a predicted model, not a curated record
CGUCUGUCUCGCGCCUGUUGGUACUGUGUGUUAACUGGUGUAAACGUUAGUGCUGCAGUGAAUCUCCCAAAGAUAUAUGCGUCUCAUUUGCCUUUUGCUUUAUGUGGAGCUUAAAGCUUUUAUACUUUAUAAUGAUAACCACACAGUUUGUGUUAGAAGAUUGAAAUAGCUUAGCUGUGCAACAUGGCUAACGAACAGCCAUGUCGGUGUGCGCUGCCUUAACCGUGUAACGUUAAUUAGAUUAAGUUAGAGGCGGUGUGAUUCGUUUCAUUGUUAACCUACUUCAAGUAAACAAUUUGCUAAACGUCGCGACUACACAUGACUGUAUUAAAGCAUGAAACAAUAGAUUCUGUAGCUAUAUUAAGUAACUACAACCGUGUGUUGUGUCCUUAACAUGAGCGCUCACCUGGUGAACAGAGUGGUUUCCAUUGGAGACUGGGGACGCCUAACGUUAAUAAGAUUUAAUGUUAGCUAAGUUAGCUAGCUACUAACGCGCCCAGGAGAGAAUCAACAUGGCUUCAAAGGUGAAGGGCAAACCAUCAAAAAGUUCAUUCGGAGAUGAAGAUUUGCUGGACAGCUUAUUUGAUGAUAAAAAACACCCAGUAAGAGGGAAAGCAACUCGGGGUGGGCCACUGAAUCGCUCUUCUGCAACUGAUAACAUCUUCAGUAUGCUGGCAGAGGAGGUAAAUAGGGAUGGUGGGGAGACUGAGGACUCUGAUGUCUCAGCAGCAGAUCCCAGUGACAUACUGAAGAACAUGAAGGACAUGGAUGAUAUGGAUGCUGACCUUUUUGCAUCAAAGAUAAAGCCUAGUUCCGCUCCUGCACAAACAAAGCCAGUUGGUAAUGAGGGGCAAAAGAGAAACUCUUCCUUGUUAGAAAGUAAUGUAAAUCCAGAGGGAGCAGAUGAACCCACCACUGGAGGAAAGAAGCCAAACUCUGCACCUUCGUCCACUGCACCUAACUACAGGAAGUUCACCUUCUCUGACAGUGGUGGUGAUGAGGAAGGUGUUGGUCAGACACCUCACACUAAAGAUCUAGGCGACCCACUGGCUGAUCUACUUGAUGACUUGCUUCCAGAUGAAACCAAGCCCGAAUCGAAAUCCAGCACACAGCGGGCUAAACCUGAAAAAUCAGCGCUAUCUCCCUCCACAUCUCCUGUCCUAAAGACUGAAACACCUAAGGCAGCAAAGACACGAGGUGAUCUUACAUUUGAUGAUGAUAAGGAUGACCUAAUGGAUGCACUCGGAUUUGACAGUGAUAAAAACAACCCCAAGAAAAAAGAGACUAUGCUUUGGUCCAACAAGGAAAGCCUCAGGAGUGAACCCCCUCAGAGAGCUCGUACUAGACUAGAUGAGAUUCUGGAGAGUUUGACUUCGCCUCGUCUUCUGGAGCGACCUCCGACGGGCGAGAGGAAGGAGCGGCCUCAGUCUCAAGAGAAGCAGCAACAAGAGAAGACCUCUAGUGUGAAAGAACCACUGGUAGAAGAUGACCUUACAUUUGGCUCCUAUCAGCCCACUCUGGUAUCUACGCCUGAAGGGCGCCAGUCCCGCAGACAGUCUGUCAGAUUUUCUACAGAGGAUGUCAGUUCCUCUACCCCAGAGAAGAAACCAAAACCCACCACCCCUACUCGACGUCACAACUCUGCUGACUGGCUAGGCCUCAAGACAAACGACGACCAUACCUUGCUAGAGGGUAAUACCAAAGAGACCAAGACUUCAGCAGAGUCCCCAAAGGCUUCGUCCUCUCCUUCAUUAGAGAGAAGACUCUCUCUGACUAGUCAGGGCACAUCUGCUUUAAAAGUGGCAGCAAACACCCCUGCGCCAACUGAUAAUAUUACCAAACAAACCAAGCCAGACGUCUCUAAAAGCCAGAAGAGAGAAGAGGAAGAGAAGGGUGACUGGUUAGCAGGAGCUCUGAGCAGGAGGAAGGCUCUGUCGGUGUCGAACACGGAGGCAAAAAGGUCCAAGCAGGAAGACUCUUUAGGCCUGGGAGAAGAAGUGGACCUGGAGUCCAAUAUUAGCAACACUUUUCUUGGACAGCCCAGCCCCACUGCACACUCCACUCCUGUCAUCGAGAAGAGGACCAUGCAAGAUUGCACUCCUCAAGUUACCGACCCAUUGCCUGCCUCUGCUGCUAGCGUUAGCCACACCCAGCCCCAGCCCCAGGCUCAGUCCCAACCCCACCACUUACCAUCCAAUAAGGGAUCCAGCAUGCUACGAGGGCCCAGUCAGGCUCCGGAUGAAACCCCCCAACAGCUGCCAUUGCUCAACCCUAUGUCUACUAUACUGUCUGGCUCAGUGUGGUCAGUUCCACAGCAAAACCAAACGCAAAGUACAUCAACUGCUGUCCAACAACAGGUGACACUUUCAGCAGACAGUCUGCAGCAGCUGCUUUUGCAACAGCAGAUGAUGCAGGCUCAGUUGCUGGGCAUCGGGGGCGUCGGGGAUGCAGGGGUCCUGCAGAGACUCAAACAGAUAGAGCAGCAACCUGGAGACCAUCAAGCUUUACAGGCUCGCAUCAUCCAGCUGGAGGGACAGGUGAAGACCCUGCAGCUGGAGCGAGACCAAAGCCAAACGUUGCUAGAGAAUGUCAAGCAGAGGCAUAAAGAGGAUAUGGAGCUUAUGGAGAACGCACACAAAGCUCGUGUGAAGCUGCUUGAGGAAUCUGCAGCACAGAGGGACACACAAGCGCGGCAGGAGUGUGAAGACCUAACAGAACGCCUGGCCGCAGUAACACGAUCAGCUGAGCAGGAAUGCGCAGAGCUGCAGGCUCAGUACCAGCGUAAACUGGCCCAGGCCCAGCAAGACAGAGACCGCGAGGUGGAGAGACUCAGAGACCUCCAGAGGAAAUCUAUCUUGGAGAUGAAGAAAGACCACGAGGACCAGGUCCGGAGGCUGAAGAAAUUAAAAGAUGAAGAGAUUGAUGCAGUUACCAGCGCAACAUCUCAGACCAGGUCUCUCACUGUGGUGAUUGAGCAGAUGGAGCAGUUCUCCUCUCAGCUGGGGGAGCUUUCUUCUCGGGUGGAGAGCACACAUGAACACACAGCUCACGGCCUGGAGCAGGGGGCACGGCACAGAGACGAGCAACUUCGAAUGAUGCAGGACCGUCUGGCCCAGCAGCAGAAAGCCAUGGCGGAGGAGAGAGCUUACCUCAAGGAAAUAAUUUCCAGGAUGGACACUCAGCUCAAUGAGCAACAGAGACAGCUUGAGAAGGAACGCUGGAAGAUGACGGCCGAGCAGGCCAAGGCAGAAUCCACCCAAAGAGGCCUGGAGGAAGAGCGGCGUGCCCUCAGCAUGCAGAUCACUGUGGAAAGAGAGGAGCUGGAAAGGGCGAAGAGUGCAUUACUGGAGGAGCAGAAGUCAGUGAUGCAGCAUUGUGCAGAGGAGAGGAGGAAGCUGGCAGCUGAGUGGGCCCACUUCCACACUCUGGAGAAGCAGAGGCAUGAGAGGGCUGAACGGGAAGUCAGCAGCCUCUUGGAGAAGAGAGAGGGAUCAAUCAUCAGUCUGGCACAGGAACAAGCUGACCUAAAGCUUCAUACUGCAGAGCUGAAACAAAAGGAGAUGGCUGUGGCACAGGAGAGAGAGACUCUGGAAAGACUGAGAGACGAUCUGGAGAGAGAGAAAGAGAGAAUCAGCAGCACAGCCAUGAGACUCAAGACACGAGCCCAGGAGGUGGAGGCCUUCAGCAAGCUUGCUGCAGAGAAGCACGAAGAAGGAGAACGAGCGUUGCACGAGGCAAAGCGUGUGGAGGCUGAGCAUGAGGCGAGGCUCAGAAAUAUCCAUAUGCAGACAGAGCGUCUGAGGCAGCAGGAACAACGACUCCUCCAGGAGCAAAUGCAGUUAAAUCACCUGCAGAAGGAGACAGAGAGGCUGAGGCAAGAUCCUCAAAUUACCUCUUUACCACAAAUGAUUCCACCCCUUUUACCAGAUGUAGGUUCAGUGUUGCCAAACCCUGAGCUGGCAUCGACCCUGAGUAUUCCCACUCCUACUUUUCCCAACUCUCAGUCCAUGGCUCUUCAGGCUAGUCUGGCUCUGUGGAAGUACACUGCACAAAAGGACCGUGAAUACCUCCAAGAAGAACAGUUCUUCUUAGACAAUUUGAAGAAGAAAUCUUACAGAUGAUCCUUCAGCAUAGACUAACGCAUGCUGGGUGCUCCCAGUAGGAUUCAUGUUACUUAUCAUGUGCCAUGAUGCUGGAAUUUUAAUAAACAUGUUUUAGAUCA